Messenger RNA from Gasterosteus aculeatus aculeatus (three-spined stickleback), 1262 nucleotides. It is a transcript of the gene tectb, whose product is annotated as tectorin beta. Gene Ontology annotation, molecular function: extracellular matrix structural constituent. The record is from RefSeq and is a predicted model, not a curated record. Lineage: Eukaryota; Metazoa; Chordata; Actinopteri; Perciformes; Gasterosteidae.
GUGAAGGUAUAAAAUGCUUCCUCAAGUCGUCAAGAUGUUAGUUACAAGAGUGUUGAAGAGCCAUGAAGAUCCUCUGACGUCCGACUGUUUGAAAGUGCUUUUUUGCUGCAUCACAGUAUGGCUUCCGUCGGAGCUUUACUGAUGUUGUUGCCUGUUGCAUGGACGUGCUCGCCCCAAAAAGCAGACUACGUCAUGGUGUCGUGUUUCCCCAACGCCAUCAUCGCCAACGUCCCCGAGUGCCCCUACGGCUGGGAGAUCGAGCAGCUGUCCCUGGGGGGGGUCUGCUACUCUGGAGCGCACAGCCCGGGCUACUACCGCUUCAGCAUCCCGGACCUCACCCCCAAAAACCACUCGUACUGCGGCACCCUGUCUGAGUACGUGCCCGGCAAAGACCCCAAGUACAUCUUCUCCAACUCCAUCGUGUCCAACGACACGUCGCUGACGGUGCGAAACCAGCCGGUCAACUACACCUUCAGCUGCGUGUACAGGGCGGCCUACCUGCUCAACAACGCCGUGUUCAGCCAAAGAGUGGCCACAGUUUAUGUCAACAACGGGAGUUUAGGCACUUUUAGGUCGCAGUUGUCCAUGAACGUGUUCGCGAACUCAAAGUUCCUGUACGCCAAGGACUCCCCGUAUGUGAUCGACACUUCUGACAUCGGCUCUGAAGUUUUCAUCGGCAUCGAGGCCAAAGGGCUCAGCAGCAGGUUCAAAGUGGUAAUUCACAACUGCUGGGCCACUCCCACUCCUUACUCAACGGACAAGAAGAGGUGGAGCCUCAUCAUUAACAGCUGCUCCUCCGACAGCACCGUGAGUAUUUUCGAGAACGCCAAGGACAGCCGCUCCACAUUCAAGUUCAACUCCUUCCGCUUCCAGCGGCUGGAGAAGGUGUCGACCGUGUGGCUUCACUGCGAGGUGCAGGUGUGUGACGCAGAGAGACUCGUCUGUCAGCCGGGCCCCUGCCUUUCCAGGAGUCUGUCAUCACAGGCGGAACCAAGCGGGGGGAUCCUCACCGCCGAGUUUCAAAUUAAAGGUAUUGAUUCCUCCAAUAAUGGACACAUGACAGGCUCUUCACUGUUCAUCCUGCUGGUUGUCCUCAUGAACACAUGUUGGGAUUUAGUAAAUGGAUCAAGAAUGUAGAAAAACUCAACCCAACUCAAAAUAUUCUCACAGAUAUUACUUAGGACAUUUGUCGACGCUUUUAAUAUGUUUUUAAAGUGGCACAAUACUGCUUCCUUCAAUAAAGACGAGUUGACAUUUUUAAA